CUUUGCGCUGACUCACUUCAACAGAGCUCUGUCUUGACUCGCCCAUAACAUGGAACUACAAUGUCGCAAUCUCCGACUGCAUUGACCACACCACAACCUGCGGGGUCACCGCAAGCAACCUCGCUCACAUUUCCAUACGGAUCUCAACCUGAUGUUAUUCGUGCCAACCAAAAAGAUGUCUACUACCAAAAGUUUCUUCAAGAUCAGUUCUCAAGCGUCUUUCGCUCAUUUUUCGGAACGAGAGUACAUCUGAAGUAUCAGGACAAAGUCAACUUGUUUUCGGACUUGACGUAUUACGGUUUAACAACCGCUGCUGGUUCGCGAACACUUGGGGAAGAAUACUGUGAUAUAAUGCAAGUCCGAUCCUCAACCAUCACACCACCUUCUGCGAUGUCCCGCAAUGCUUUGGUACUCUUCCAUGUGCUGACUCCCUAUAUAUUCACACGCCUCAUCGCUCACAUCAAGGGUCUUUCACGGCGACCAUCAUCUGCCAUGAAUCCAACUCAAGAAAAAGUUAUCCAAUUGCUGUCCACCCAUCUCCCAACACUACAAAAGCUGCGUCCUUUACACCUUGCACUAUUUUACUUUUACGGUGCAUACUAUCACGUAUCGAAACGGAUACUGGGCAUUCGAUACAUUUUCAUGCGGCAACUCCGCAGCGGCGAAAAGCAAAUAAGCUAUGAGGUCCUUGGCAUGCUCAUCGUUGUACAGAUGCUGGUGCAAGGAUAUAUUCAUCAGCGCCAGAGACUGGCAGAUAAAGGGCAGGAUGAACCCGAAGGGGACUACAAUGACGACCAAGAUUUGGCGCAAUCAGUUGCGCUAGGCCUAACCCCAGAGCAGCAAGAAAGGCAAAAAUGUAUGCUGUGUCUAAGCCCAAGACGACAUACGACCGCGACACCAUGUGGUCAUUUGUUUUGCUGGAAUUGCAUUGCCGAGUGGUGCCGAAAUAAGGCAGAAUGUCCGCUAUGUCGGCAAACAGUAAACCUAUCACAUCUUUAUCUUGUUCUUAACUUUUAAGAGGUUGUAAAUAAGACGUGAUCAAUCCAUCCCUCACAUAGAGUCAUUCCCGAGUGGUUUCUCAGUUACGUUAGGGCGCCUGCAAACGGACCGAACAAACUCUCUUAUACGACUUCACACA
Molecule: messenger RNA, 1138 nt
Organism: Spizellomyces punctatus DAOM BR117
Lineage: Eukaryota; Fungi; Chytridiomycota; Chytridiomycetes; Spizellomycetales; Spizellomycetaceae
Exons: 8
Coding region: 61-1017 (318 amino acids)
Biological process (GO): protein import into peroxisome matrix
Cellular component (GO): peroxisomal membrane
Molecular function (GO): zinc ion binding
Source: RefSeq, a predicted model, not a curated record